UUUUUCAUGACACAUCGUAAACAACUAAUUAGUAAUAACGUUAACGGCAAUAACGUACGGUUUUAUUACUCAUAAGGAAACCACGUGCAAGUUAAGGUGGUAAUAAAAUCUUCAGUUUUUGUGAUAUUAACAUACUAAUUAUUUGAAGGUGUAAUGAUGAUGAAGUUAUGUUGUCUAACUGUACUAGUUGUUGUUUUCGUCGCCAGGAGUAAUGGACAAUGGCCACUUGGAGCCUCGUUUUUCAACAGCAUGAAUCGUAUGGCCUCUAACAUGAAUGCCAUGGCAACUAAUCUACAAAUUCAAGGUCAACAGAUGGCUUUGAACCGACAGCAAAGUAUUGAAGCUGACAUGUUACGGUCAUGGGAAGGUGCCCCCUUUAUGACAGGAGGGAGUGUGUUUAUAACAGCUGACGGUGGAUUAGGAUACGCUUAUAACUCAACAGAUGGGUCCUUCACAAUGUACAGUUUAAAAUCUGGAAGUCCACCUAGUGGAUACAUGUAUCAUAUCAAUGCUCAAGGAGGAACGUCUUUCAACAGCUGGUGAAUAAAUACAAUGGAUAAUAAUUGUAUGAAUCACAUUACAUUAAUUAUUUUAGGCAGUAAUUGUUGUGAUUUAUGAUAACAUUACGCUUAAUCAAAAAUACGUAUAUUGACUUGUUUAUGGAUAGUAGUGAGAUGUUUGUCAAUGUAUAAAAUACAUUUGCUUCGACUUUUUAUUUGUCAUUAUAAACAACAGGGGAAUGUAUUUUGAUAUGAUUACAUAUAAUUCUAAAAUCUUCAUCAUUUACUGUAUACUGACAGUCAAUUUCUGCAAUAUAUUGUGGGUUUUUGUUUUGUUUUUUUGAAUUGCAUUUUUUUUUACCUUAAAUAAUUAAUCAACAUUGACUGUAAAUGUCGUGUGUGUAAAUCUCGUGUAUGGUGUAUUUGCUGUAUCAGACUGAUAAAUUCAUAGUUUUGUUUUCAUUGCAUAGAUAAAACAGAACAAUAGAGAUACACAGCCUUUGUUCUUUGUUCAUCUGUGAUGAUUUCUUACAGUGCACCUUUCACGUUGUUGUUUAUACAUUUUGCAAUAAUGUUAUCACGCGUUUGCAUUGUUAAUUAAAAGAACGUUUGUAUAAUAAAUAAUAAUAAAUUA
This is a messenger RNA of Ruditapes philippinarum (Manila clam), 1134 nucleotides long. RefSeq lists its product as uncharacterized. The record is from RefSeq and is a predicted model, not a curated record. The transcript is spliced from 4 exons. The coding region runs from base 154 to 543 and encodes 129 amino acids. Lineage: Eukaryota; Metazoa; Mollusca; Bivalvia; Venerida; Veneridae.